AUGAGCACCGCCAAUACAUCAAGUUUACCCUUUACAGUUCAAGAUGAUAUUGAAGCCAAGGAGAAGUAUGCAGCACAACAAAGAAGCAGCAGUUCGCGUAGCUGCAAUUCCCGUCGUAUUCGAUUAUGGUCCGUGAUUGCGUUUGUUUCCUUGGCAACAUUAUGUUUGGUCAGUUAUUAUGACAAAGACUCACUGCCAUCUGGUCUUAUUGCGGACAGCACCGAUUCAAAUACGGUCCACAUCUUGCCAGUGUCUGCCGAGAAAGAGGAUGAAGUCAACACUAUAAAGCCAAUGAGCCUGAAAGAUGAAAUCAUGAGUCGCAUUCAGGGUCAUCAGCUAAUCGUAUUCAGCAAAACUUAUUGUCCAUUUUCGAAAAAGGCAAAGCGAAUUUUAGGUUUAUACAAUCUGAAAGAGCCUCUUGAGGUUGUAGAAGUUGAUUUGCGAGAUGAUGAUUACCAGGUCAAGAUGACAUUAAACGAUAUAUCUGGCAGGGCAACGUUCCCAAACAUCUUUUUGAACGGACAAUCGAUUGGAGGAGCUGACGAUCUUGAAGAGUUACAUGAAACUGGACAACUGGCAAUCCUAUUAAGGAAGAACCAAUUACUCUUGGGAUGA
Molecule: messenger RNA, 615 nt
Organism: Mucor velutinosus
Lineage: Eukaryota; Fungi; Mucoromycota; Mucoromycetes; Mucorales; Mucoraceae
Exons: 3
Coding region: 1-615 (204 amino acids)
Biological process (GO): cellular response to oxidative stress
Cellular component (GO): cytoplasm
Molecular function (GO): glutathione disulfide oxidoreductase activity
Source: RefSeq, a predicted model, not a curated record